This is a messenger RNA of Tyto alba (common barn owl), 639 nucleotides long. It is a transcript of the gene TMEM212, whose product is annotated as transmembrane protein 212. NCBI's taxonomy places the organism in Eukaryota, Metazoa, Chordata, Aves, Strigiformes, Tytonidae. The record is from RefSeq and is a predicted model, not a curated record.
AUGAAGAGCUUGUCUGAAGUUGCUAGAGGGAUACUUAUUACCUUUGGGAUUAUAAGAUUUUUUUUUUUUCCUGGAAUUUUUGCCUUUUUUCCUUUUUUUUUUUUUUUUUCUUACAAGCCUUGGUUCUUCAGAUGGAGCAUUUGCCCUGCCAGUCCCAUUUGGAACGGAGCUUUGUGGGAGUCUAGUUUUGCCUUCGGCAUAUUGAGCAUCACGGGCGCCUCAGUGCGCUUUGCCGCUCCCAUCACAUCUCUUCUCCUUGGCCCACACUGCUCGUUUGCUGGAGUCACGGGGCCCAACCACCCAAGUUACACAAUCCUGUUCCCCUUCCCCUGCGCUGACUUCCCAAACCUCUGCAAAGACCCAUCGCGUUAUGAGUGGUACCACCUCACCCUGCAAAUAUUGGACCUGUGCUCGAGUCUGGCCACAUUCUGUGCACCUUUAGUUUUUGUGAUGACUUCUGUGAGGCUCCUCCCGUUUGGACACUUAAACAUGAGCAUCGGUCACGGUGGGGAAGGUGGAUUGCCAGCUGUAAUGCCUUUAGCCAGGAGGGUGGCAUGGCUGUGCAAUGACAGGCAGAUCCCAAAUGCUCUCACAUCAGGAUCAGAAGUGCCCCUGAAGCCACGUGCAUCAUUCCAGUAA